CACAUCCGGCCACGCGGUGGCAGUAGUUUCAUCAACACCGCCUUCCAACAUGGCGGCGCCCAUUGCACGGUCAUGCCGCACUGCGUGUCGAUUCAAAUCACACUAUUUAUUCAGAAAAGCAUUUUUGUCUUGUUUAAAACCUUCAUUUCACACUUCUGCGUCCAGACGAACCGGGCUCCUGUUGUCUUUGUAUAACAGGGGGAUCCUAAAGGAGUCGUUUCCCGAGAAAGCAGCUCAGGUCGAAUUACCGGAGCUCCUCCGGUCCGGACCCCAGACAGUCUACUGUGGGUUCGACCCGACGGCGGACAGCCUACACGCCGGCAACUUGCUCGCCAUCAUCGGCCUGCUGCAUUUCAGGGAUGCUGGCCAUGACGUCAUCGCGCUUCUCGGCGGAGCCACGGCGCGGAUCGGUGACCCGAGUGGGAAGACGGCCGAGAGGGAGCGACUGUGCCCAGACACGGUGGAGCGCAACGCCCGCGGGAUUCUGGAGAACCUCCAGCGGAUCUUCACCCACCACGAGCUCUAUUUCAGCUCGGACCCGAGUAAAGUGGGUCGGGUGACGGUGCUGAACAACUUCACCUGGUAUAAGGACCGACAGGUGGUGGACUUUUUGUCAGAGGUGGGCAGUUACUUCCGGAUGGGCACGAUGCUGAGCAGACACAGCGUGCAGUCGCGGCUGCGCAGCGCAGAAGGGAUGAGCUACACAGAGUUCUCCUAUCAGCUGUUCCAGGCCUUCGACUUCUACCAUCUGCACCAGCUGCACGGCUGCAGGAUCCAGUUGGGCGGAACCGAUCAGCUGGGAAACAUCAUGAGUGGCCACGAGUUUAUUCACAAAAAGACAGGGGAGGACGUCUACGGUCUAACCAUUCCACUUGUGACCAGUUCAAUGGGAGAUAAACUGGGGAAGACUGCUGGUAACGCUGUCUGGUUGAGUAGAGAUAAAACUUCCCCCUUUGAGUUUUAUCAAUACUUCCUCCGUCUGCCUGAUAACAGCGUAGAGGGGUAUCUUAAAUUGUUCACUUUUCUUCCACUGGCUGAAGUUGAGAAGGUGAUGGAACAGCAGAGGCAAGACCCGGGCCGGCGGAUCGCUCACAAACGUCUGGCCGCUGAGGUCACCAAACUGGUGCACGGGAAAGAGGGAUUGGAAAGUGCCAAGAGGUGCACCAAUGCUUUAUAUCACAGUAAUAUUCAAGCUUUGGAACAGAUGAGUGACGUGGAAUUACAGGAACUUUUCCGAGAAGCUCCGUUUCAUGAAGUUUUCCUUGAUCCGGGAUCGUCUGUAUUGGAUGCCUGCAGAAAUGCACAAGCCAUUCCUGAAGGUCCACGUGGAUAUCAGAUGAUAAAGGACGGUGGAGUUUGGAUCAACCACCAGAGGGCAGCAAACCCCGAGCAAGUUCUGGUUCCGGGUCAGCACAUUCUCGCUAAUGGACUCAGUCUGAUCAGAGUGGGCAAGAGAAACUUUUACAUCCUCAAGUGGCUUAGUAUGUGAUUGACCGACAACAAAAGUGUGGAUGGACAACACCUGAUGCCUUCAAUAGACAGAUCAAUGUGUCACAUUACAACAGGAUUUAUACCAUCAGAUAAAAAUGCACAUUUAAAAAGGAAAUAUUCAUACACAUACUAACUUUAUGUGUUGUGUAUAACAUAAAUGAUAUCCUGUAAUACUGAAGUACACCAACAGUGGUCAGCAGAGCUCUGUUUUUAGUCAACCUGUGCUCACACUAUUUAAUCAAAGACUUUAAAAUUAUAUGUUGAAUUAAUUUAGUCUUUGAGGAAUAAAUCAAAGACAUGAGAACCGUC
Misgurnus anguillicaudatus (oriental weatherfish) is the source of this 1800-nucleotide messenger RNA. It is a transcript of the gene yars2, whose product is annotated as tyrosyl-tRNA synthetase 2, mitochondrial. Gene Ontology annotation, cellular component: cytosol; mitochondrion. Gene Ontology annotation, biological process: tyrosyl-tRNA aminoacylation. The record is from RefSeq and is a predicted model, not a curated record. Gene Ontology annotation, molecular function: RNA binding; tyrosine-tRNA ligase activity; ATP binding. Lineage: Eukaryota; Metazoa; Chordata; Actinopteri; Cypriniformes; Cobitidae.